AUUAAUUGUAUUUAUGUAAAUAUCUCUACACUAGGAUUUGUGUAUGUAUUUUUCCCGUAACGUAACUGAGCGUCUGAGCCCAAAACCCAAACAAGCCCAUACUAAAACCAACGCCGCCGUUACUUGAAAAACUUGUCCUUUGUACGGCGACAACAUUUCCGGUAGACAAGACGAAGAAACAGAGAAAAUAAUAACAAUGGCUCAACAGUCUGUGCCCAUAAACCCUCCGAAAAAUCUCACCGUAAAACCCUUCUUCCGCCUCAACUCCCCCACCAAAGUCCCACGCUCUCGCACACAAUUUUUCCCGAAAAAAUAUUCGGGCAAGAAAUUUCAUUCGAUGACAAUAACUGCGUCAUCGUCGCCGUCCGCAGUGCCCGGCGAACCCCCGAAAGCGCCUCUCUCUGCGGAUGUGUUGACUAACAGUGGGCGCAAGAGUGAGUUGAUGAGUUAUAUCGGAGGUUCACUUACCAACUGUCUUUCCGAGACCCAUCUCGAUUCAACUGUUCCAGGUCUUCAAUUAAAGGCUCGAGGCAAGGUGAGAGAUAUUUAUGAUGGAGGAAACUAUCUUGUCCUGGUAACAACCGACAGGCAAAGUGCUUUCGACCGAGUUCUUGCUUCAAUUCCCUAUAAGGGCCAGGUACUCAAUGAGACAAGUUUGUGGUGGUUUAGUAAAACUCAUCAUAUUAUUCCAAAUGCAGUUGUGUCCUCUCCGGAUAGGAAUGUUACUAUUGCAAAGAAAUGUUCUGUAUUUCCUGUCGAAUUUGUUGUUAGGGGUUAUGUGACUGGAAGUACCGAUACAUCACUUUGGACUGUCUACCAGAAAGGUGUUCGAAACUAUUGUGGGAAUGCUCUUCCUGAUGGUAUGGUGAAGAACCAAAAAUUGCAUGCAAAUAUACUCACACCAACUACUAAAGCUGAAGAACAUGAUGUUCCCAUUACGCCAGAAGAGAUUGUUGAGAGUGGGCUGAUGACUCAAGCUGAUUAUGAUGAAGCAAGUAAAGCUGCAUUAAGCCUGUUUGAGUUUGGUCAGAGUACUGCAUUGGAAAAUGGUCUUGUAUUGGUGGACACUAAAUAUGAGUUUGGAAAAGGACCUGAUGGCACAGUGCUUUUGAUAGAUGAGGUGCAUACACCUGACUCCAGCAGGUAUUGGAUCGCCCAUUCUUACGAGGAACGCUUUCAAAAUGGUCUCGAACCUGAAAAUAUUGACAAGGAAUUUUUGAGAUUGUGGUUCAAAGAUCAUUGCAAUCCGUAUGAGGAUGAGGUAUUGCCCGAUGCACCGGAAGAACUUGUUUCUGAACUGGCUUGGAGAUAUAUCCUCUUAUACGAGACGAUAACUAAAUCAAAGUUUGAGAUUCCUUUGACAAAGGAACCCAUACACGACAGAAUAUCUCGUAAUGUUUCACAUGCACUUUCAACUCUUCCAGAAAACAUGCCAACAACAUAACAAGACAAUACUAAUAGUCGUGUUUUUUCCAAUGGAUUCCCCGUGUGGCUGCAGAUUUUGCACCUCAUUUUUAUACUGGCAAUUUUACCCCUUUCUUAGGUUCAUUCUUAGCAUUUGGCUUUGGUAUAGUUAUAAUCUGGUGGUGUUGUUUGAAGUUAUGUCCUUUGACUUCUAUCAUACUGCAUUUUCUGGCUUCAUUCUGUUAAGCAUGGACGAUUCUUGAAUUAACCUGUACAAUCUAAGGAAUAUGAACAUCCAUUAUUAAUGUAUAAAUGAACAACUCGAAUGAAGGUUUAAACUAGUGUGAAUUAUGUUAUAUAGUUUGUUCACACAAGAG
This is a messenger RNA of Striga asiatica, 1781 nucleotides long. Lineage: Eukaryota; Viridiplantae; Streptophyta; Magnoliopsida; Lamiales; Orobanchaceae. The record is from the annotation of a GenBank genome assembly.